Lathyrus oleraceus (garden pea) is the source of this 3087-nucleotide messenger RNA. RefSeq lists its product as uncharacterized. The transcript is spliced from 13 exons. Lineage: Eukaryota; Viridiplantae; Streptophyta; Magnoliopsida; Fabales; Fabaceae. The record is from RefSeq and is a predicted model, not a curated record. Bases 800 to 2200 code for a protein of 466 amino acids.
CCGAAGGUUAAAUCCGAACAGAAAUGAAAAUUGGAUAGUUAUAGAGCACAAUCAAAGUUUCAUACAAUGGUUGAAGGAUCAUAUUUAUUUGAAGCGCUCUUCAGAUCCUUCUUCGGUAACAGAAAGGUUGAGAUGUUUGGCAUAUUGUCCAAGUUUGCAUCUGUUUUCUCAUAGCGCAUAUUCAAUUAAUGGAUACACAUUUUAUACCAAAGAACAAGAUGAUAAGAGUACUAUGCAAAAUAGUGGUGUCACCGUGCUAGCUGAAGCAAUGCAUAUAUCAAGUAUGAAGGACUUAAACCCCAAAUAUGCAAAUUUGUCAUAUUUUGGAGUUAUUGAGCACAUUUGGGUGUUUGAUUACGAGAAGUUUCAGAUUCCCAUCUUUGGUUGCAAGUGGGUGAAUAGUAGUGGCAUACGAAUGGAUAAGUAUGGAUUUUUGCAAGUUGAUCUUACUAGGGUGGGGUACAAAGAUGAACCUUUUAUUCUAGCAUCUCAAGCUAAACAAGUGUUCUAUGUGAAUGACCCGAAGAGUACAAAAUGGUCUAUAGUGCUUUUCUCUAACAAAGUGACUGAUGAUAGCGGUGUCGAUCAAUGUGAUAUUGAUGUUGAGAAUGAGUCAUGCAUUAGACGGAAUGAGUUGAAUAGAAAUGAUGAAGUUGAGGAUCUUAUACCGGAUGAGUCAUAUAUAAGAAACGAUCAUAAUGAGGGAAUUUGGAUCAAUUCAUCUGUACGCAUUGCUAAGAAACAAGUGAUUAAUAUUCCAACAAAGAAAAGAAAGAGAUGUUAGUGACUUAGGUUAGACAUGGCUGAUGACCAACAUGAGGAAGUUAGUAAAAAAGUAUCCGCGGAAGAAGAAAUUCGAAGAGGCAUCACAGUAAUGAGAAGGGUGGUCCAAAGAAGAUCUCGAGGCAUCAUACUAGAUGUCUAUUGGAACAACCAGGGACAACUUAUAGAACCUAAUGGGCAUACCUUAACUAGUUUUAUCGGUGCACUAGUAAGGAAUGAAAUUCCCAUUACAUGUGAUGAUUGGAGAAACAAAGAGCUGAAUGAGUCCAAACAAAAAAUUUGGAGUGAGAUAAAGCGAUGUUUUAACAUCGAAGAAGAAAGAAGAGGUUUUUGUAUGAAAUUGGCCGGAAAGCUUCUAAGAGGGUUUCGGACAUUUUUAUCAUCCAAGUUCCUUAAGGAUGCGGAUGGUAAUUUUGUGGAUGCGGAGCUUCCUAAAAAAUAUGAAAGUUUGAUAUCGGCUGAAGAAUGGGAAGCUUUCAAAUCCAAAAGACAAGACCCGGUUUUUCAAAGAAUAAGUGCUACAAAUCGGGAAAGAGCAUCAAGUCCCGCAUAUCCGUACCGAAAAGGACGUGUCGGAUAUGGACGCUUAGAACAAUCCAUGCUGCAGAAGGAGGAAAGUUCAGAAACAUCUCUUCCUGCACAUGUUUUGUGGAAGGAAGCCCGUGUGAGCAAAUCUGGAGUUCCUCAAGAAGAAGUUUUACACGUAUACCAGAAAUGUGAGGAGCUAUCUCAGUCUUUAUCUCCCGAUGAUACUAAGGGCAUACUUAGUCGGGCAUUAGAUGUCCCUGAGUAUUCUGGUCGGGUGAGGGGUAAGGGAUUUGGAGUCACUCCGACCUCCCUGAGUAUUAAAAAAGGAAAGGCUCCUAGUAAUCGGGAGCUUCAUGCAAGAUUGGAAGCCAUGCAAGCUGAGCUUGAUGCAUUGAGGAGAGAAAGAGAGGCUAGCGCCUCAACAGUAUACAGAGACGCUUCGGACAAAGACAGUAUCAACUGUACCUUUCAGCCGAACAUUCCAGAGGGCAUUUCCCAUUGUCAGCUGUAUUUGUCGUCACCAUACUAUCGGAUGGUUGGCAAGGGAAAAGUGCAUAACGUUAGCGGAGUAUUACUCCACACUAGAGAGCUCCCUGCUGGAUGUUUGAAGGUAUCAGUUGAUAUUGCAGUUGAGCCGAAUGCAGCAUUACCAUAUCCUAGCGAUGAUUCGGAUGCAACAACGGUGCACGAAGCAGUAGGUUCGUUUGUUGCAUGGCCGACAAACCUCAUAUGCGUAGGAUAUGAGACUCCCACAAAAUCCGAAUCAAAAGAUAAUGCGAUUCCACGGCAUACCGAGUCCACGGUUUCAAGAAAAGAGCUUCAAGAAAAUGAGGUUAGCAAUGCCUCCGCACAACAAAAAAGGAGGUUAGCAACGCCUCCGCACGGGUAAAAAGUUCUGGUGCUAAGAAGACCGUAGCUAGGAAAAAACCUACCACCAAGUAUAGGUCGUGCCUCAGGACAUUUCUAGAGAUGACCGAUAUACCGACCGGAGGUGUUCGGACUGUACAUAUGGAGGUAGGGAUUUUCGGCUUUGAUUACGACCAAAUGAUUGGUAAUGAAGACUUCAUGCAAGUUUUUAGUCAUGAAGAAAUCGGCGUCACCGUUGUCAAUACAUAUAUUAGGUUUUUGUAUGACAAAUUGAUGCGCCCCAAUGGUUUGGACGUGUCAUUCGGAUUCUUAGCACCCGCGACCGUCAACUUAGGUUUAAUCUUAAGUAGACCGGAUACCGUGACGGAGUACGUUCUUCGGAUCCUCAUGGACAAUAAAGAUGCGGAGAAGUUGUUUUUUAUACCGUUUAAUACCGGUGGACAUUGGUUGUUGCUCGCAAUCAAUCCUAGCCGAGAAAUUGUGUAUUAUCUUGACUCGUUAGGAAAUGAUUGGACAACAUACCCGGAUAUGAAGGUCCUAAUUGACACCGUCCUACAAGCUUUUCGGGCCCAACGAGAUAUCCAAACCUCAAGGAGGGGCGCCAACUCCAUUACAUGGAUUAAAGUGGCGUGUCCUCAACAACGUAAUCAAAUAGAUUACGGGUAUUUCAUGUUGAGGUUUAUGCGAGAUACUCUUGCUUUGGGCCGAUUAAAGAUUCCCACCGAUUACUUUGAUGAAUUCAAGUGUGCAUUUUAUACAAAGGAUCAAGUGGACGAAAUCAAAGAGGAGUGGUGUCAAUUCAUGAUAAAGCUCAAUGUUUGUUCAUAAAUUUGUGUAAUUAAUGUGUACAUUUGUAGUAUAUGUUAUGACUUGUAAAUGUGUACAUAAAUUUGUAUAUAUUUUGAUACA